This is a messenger RNA of Triplophysa rosa, 1374 nucleotides long. RefSeq names its product rhomboid domain containing 3 (gene rhbdd3). Gene Ontology annotation, cellular component: membrane. NCBI's taxonomy places the organism in Eukaryota, Metazoa, Chordata, Actinopteri, Cypriniformes, Nemacheilidae. Gene Ontology annotation, molecular function: serine-type endopeptidase activity; protein binding. The record is from RefSeq and is a predicted model, not a curated record. Bases 284 to 1363 code for a protein of 359 amino acids. The transcript has 5 exons.
GUGCCUGAAUGACAAAAUGGGUUACUUGUGUAGCUUGGUUUUAUUUAGGAUUGAAGGAUAUUAAAUGAAAACGGCAGUUUGUGCACAUUUUAGUCUUCACAAGUUAACUGAUUUGGCUAGCGUAGUAGUAAAUGGUGUAAGAGAGUGUAGUGAACAAUCAAAUGCUUAAUAAGUUAACAUGAAGUUACCUGAAGUAUGAAAAUUGAGAUCCACAGCCAUACAAAGGCACAUAAAUGGUUUUUAAAAUAGCAAACCACCAAGCGAUGCGUUUGGUCUGUUUACGAUGCUUGAUCAUAUUUUUUCGGCAUGGAUGUGGUUUGGAUCAAGCCGGCCAGGAAUUUGUAGUGGUACGGUUUUAAUAUUCAUUUUAAUUUUGUCGACUUGGCUGUCUGGUAUUCACGCGAGCCUAAGUUUGGGACCAGGCGGCGAAUUUCCUGGAUUUUAUGAUUUCGUAUUCUAUGCCUUCAGCCAUGAGGAGUUAACCUCUUUCCUCUACAACAUCACUCUGCUGCUGUGGCUCGGACCAUGUCAAGAAGCAAGAUGGGGAACUUUUGUCUUCCUCACCCUGUCCUUCAUCUCCACCGUGCUCCUUCCUCCCAUUUAUGCCCUGUUUCUUUUUGUCACCGGGGAUGAAGCCAGCAGGGUCAGCGGAUACUCUGCCACUCAUCUAGCUCUGUUCACAGCUCAGUGUCGGCAGGUGAAGCAGAGGAGAGUUCUACGCUGUGUUCCUGUCUGGUUCUUGCCUUGGUUCUUUUUAUUAUUGGACCUCUUUUUGCUUCCCGGUGCUCCGGGUCUACUGCAUUUUUAUGCCAUUUGCCUGGGUCUCAACUACAAUAAUGAGUUUAUUGAAAUAUUGGAGAACAUUGAGAGACUGGGCAUAUGUGCCUGUUUGCCAAAAUGGGCAUACAUUCCUUUUACCUCUCAUCCACAUUUGCCAACUUACAUCAGGGCCUCAAGAAGACCAGAGCCAUCUGAUGAGCCAUCUCAGAUGGGACACAUGCCAUCAACCAGCAGAUCCCAGUUGGAAGAUCAUUCGCACUUACGGCAACAUUCUGUUCCUAUGUGGCAUCAGGAGUCUUUGCCAACAGAUGCACAGAUGUUAGAGGAGCAGAUGCUAAGAGCAGGGAUUUUAGCAUCAUUACAGGAUGCACCUGAGGGUGCAGAUGAAAAAGUUGAAGUACCCAAGUCUUCGGUAUCUUCAUUACGACUGCAACAGCUGGAGAAAAUGGGCUUCCCCACAGAGAAAGCUGUUGUGGCUCUUGCUGCUACAGGGCAGCUGGAUGGAGCGAUUUCCCUGCUUAUUGAUGAUCAGAUCGGGGUGGAGACUGUGGUCAUCUCUAAAGGGAAGAAGUCCUUGUCAUAAUAAUAGCUUGU